Molecule: messenger RNA, 1583 nt
Organism: Ochlerotatus camptorhynchus
Lineage: Eukaryota; Metazoa; Arthropoda; Insecta; Diptera; Culicidae
Product: cystathionine beta-synthase-like
Exons: 5
Coding region: 15-1574 (519 amino acids)
Cellular component (GO): cytoplasm
Molecular function (GO): cystathionine beta-synthase activity
Source: RefSeq, a predicted model, not a curated record
AACAGUGAACAGCAAUGGCUCACCGGAAUUGUCCCAUGAACGGAAAGGCGGCCCCCCACAGUGACUUCGAGUCGUACUUUGUGCGGCCGGAUUUGGGUUCCAAGUGCACCUGGAAGCCCGGCACCACCGAAGCCAGCCCCCAUCAGAACCGUGCGCCAGUCUAUCACGCGAAAGCCAUCAACAACAUUUUGGACGCCAUCGGCAACACACCCCUGGUCAAGCUAAAUAAAAUUCCCAAAGAAUUCGGCGUGAAGUGCAAUGUUUACGUCAAAUGCGAAUUCCUCAACCCGGCCGGUUCGGUCAAGGACCGCAUCGGUCUCCGGAUGAUCGAGGAAGCCGAAGAGAAGGGUCUGCUGAAACCGGGCGCAACCAUCGUGGAACCAACUUCCGGAAAUACCGGCAUCGGGCUGGCCCUGGCGGCCGCCGUCAAGGGCUACAAAUGCGUAAUCGUCAUGCCGGAGAAGAUGUCCAACGAAAAGGUCGACACCCUGCAAGCGUUGGGCGCCAAAGUCAUCCGAACACCGAACGAAGCUGGCUUCGAUCAACCGGAAGGGCUGAUUGCCGUUGCCCAGAGACUGCAACGGGAACUGCCCAAUGCCAUCAUCCUCAACCAGUAUACCAAUUCGGGCAAUCCGCUAUCUCACUACGAUGGAACUGCGACUGAAAUCAUCAAACAGCUGGACGGAAAGGUUGAUAUGGUGGUUAUGGGAGCCGGAACCGGAGGAACCGCCACCGGACUGGGUAGGAAGCUGAAAGAACACAACCCGAAAUGCAAGGUGGUAUGUUCGGAUCCGCUGGGAUCGAUCAUGGCCUUUCCGGAAAGUUUGAACAAGACUAGCUGCAAAUUCUGGGAAGUAGAAGGCGUGGGAUACGACUUCAUUCCGACGGUGUGUGACCGCGGUGUGGUGGAUGAGUGGAUCAAGUACAACGAUAAGGAUGCAUUAACCACGGCCCGCAAGCUGAUCGCCGAUGAAGGACUUCUUUGCGGUGGAAGCGCUGGGGGCAAUACCUUUGUUGCAUUACAAGCUGCCAAGCAGCUCAAGGAAGGCCAAAAUGCAGUAGUUAUUCUGCCGGAUAACAUCCGUAACCACCUGACCAAGUUUGUGUCUGACAAUUGGAUGGAAGCGAGAAACUUCAUGGAAUCCGUCAAUGUUCAAAAUCACAAAUGGUGGAAUAACCAGGUAUCAACGCUAGACCUGGCCACGCCGGUCACGAUCACCGUGGACGUUUCGAUCAAUGAAGCCGUAAGAAUCAUGAAGAGCCGCAUGUUCAACCAACUUCCUGUCAUCAAUAACGACGGUUCGAUCCGAGGUGUGGUGUACCUGGCAAAUCUGAUCGGAAAGUUGCUGAACGGUAUGGUUCAACCAACGGAUCCGGUUUACCGUGCCAUCUUCAAGCAGUUUGUCAAAAUUGGCCGCAACUGCACGAUGGGACGAGUUGCUCGCAUUCUGGAGAAGGAUCCGUUCGUUCUGGUGACGGAAUCGAACAUCAUAAAUGGCAACAAGGAACAGACGGAGCUGGUCGUCGGAUUGAUCACCCAGAGGGAUAUUUUGCAUUACAUGACCGAUGUUUGAACACCGGAA